Kwoniella shivajii is the source of this 2013-nucleotide messenger RNA. RefSeq lists its product as uncharacterized. NCBI's taxonomy places the organism in Eukaryota, Fungi, Basidiomycota, Tremellomycetes, Tremellales, Cryptococcaceae. The transcript has 5 exons. The record is from RefSeq and is a predicted model, not a curated record. The coding region runs from base 1 to 2013 and encodes 670 amino acids.
AUGACACGGACCAACAUGAUGAACCUUUCAACGUUAUUCGCCUCUAUAUCAAUUCUCGCAGUAGCUUCAUCUCAAUCGUUGACAUUAUACACAGGUGAUCAAACUGCUACAGCGACUUCAACUGCAUCAGCUGCAAAUGGAACAUACACAGGAUUAGCAGCAUAUGAUCCAACGACUUUAACACCACCCACACCACCUUCACCUGCUGUAACUUCAUACACAUUAACACUGCCAACCAACGCACAAGGCGUCAUCGAUGGUGGACAUCAAUUAUCGAUUUCGCAAAAAGGUAAUUUCUUAGGUUUUUCAGUGGAAUUGUCAAUUGCAAACUCAUUGAUGGGUGCAAGUUCAACUAAUAUGAAAGUACCUUUCUUGAAUUAUAUGGCAAAUAUACAGAAUAGAGCUGGAUCAGGGCCAAUUAUAAGAGUAGGCGGUAACAGUCAAGAAGGAUCUUCAAUAUUCGUAGGUGGUUUAGAAGAUGGUGCUAUCUUGGAUAAGAUAAAAGUUUCCUCAGGUGUCACCGAUACACCACUCAUCAACUACUCGCUCGAAUUAUUCUACUUGAUGGCGAAUAUCACUUCAUUAGUAGGAGCAGAUUGGUAUUUCGGAUUAUCGUUCAACGAAUCAGCCGUUGAUGAUCCAACCGGUAAUGUCCCAAUCGCAGCUACAUGGGCACAAGAAAUUUUAGGUGAACAUCUAUUAGCUUUGAGUGUCGGUAACGAACCUGAUCUAUAUGUCGAUCACAACAAACGAGAAUCAGGAUGGGGUCUAUCAAAUUAUGUUUCUGAAUUCGAUGCAAUGACACAAUCAAUCUUAACUCAAGGUCAAUUAACUGAUACAACAGCAUUUAUUGGUCCUUCAACAUGUUGUCAAGUAGUUGGAUUUGAAUUAGACGAUGUCUUCAAUGCUGGUUGGUUUGAAUCAAAUGUGAACAAUCUAGCAGCUGUAUCAGUUCAACAUUAUCCCACGAAUAACUGUAAAAUCAAUGGAAAUGUAAUCAACGCACAAGAUAUUUUCGCCGAUUUCUUGAACCAUACUUCAGCUCAAGCUCAAGUCAGCCCCUAUUUAGGAAACGCAGCAACUGUUCAAAGCGCUCAAAGGGAGUUAGUAAUGUUGGAAACCAAUACUGCUUCUUGUGGUGGUUUCCCUGGUUUAAGUGAUUCUUUCGGUGUCGCUUUAUGGAUGACCGACUACGCACUUCAAAUGGCUUGGGGUAACUUCACAACUGCUUUAAUGCAUGUCGGUGGUCAAAACGUAUACUAUAACCCAUUCACACCGCCCCCUUCAACCGAAUCAGCCAGUAAACAAUGGACCACAGGAUCCAUCUAUUAUUCGACUUUAGUCAUUGCCGAAGCAUUUGGAAAAUCAAACGUAUCAAAAGUGGCUGAUUUAACACCUACGUCAGAUCAAGAUGCCAAUUCAAUCUAUCAUUCCAUUUAUGGAAUCUACGAGAAUGACGCACCCACAAGAGUUGUCUUAUUCAACUACAUAGACGAUAACACAGGUGCAAGUGAUUUACAAACCACCAUAACGGUUGAUUCAAGUGUGACAUCGGUAUCAGUGCGAUAUUUAAGAGCGACAAGUGUAUCUGAACAAUAUGAUAUAACAUGGGCGAAUCAAACGUUAGGAACAUCAUUCGCAUCUGAUGGUAGAUUAUAUGGAACGCAAGACACUACCACUAUAACAUGCUCAAACGGGAACUGUAUAAUACCUGUACCUGCACCAUCUAUAGCAUUAGUCUUCUUAACAUCAGACGCAUUGACAAACUCGAAUCCGACAGAUGAUGCUAAAACCGAAUAUGAAACUUCUAUAGUUGGAACAGGAAGUGCAACAGUAAACAAGCAAGCACUCGAAACUUCAAACGGCCAAUCAGUUUCAAAUUUAACUGGAGGUGGAACUUCCAAAGGUUCAGCUUCUUCUGCUGAACCUUUACUGCUAUCAACAUCAGGAUUCAAGAAUGGAUUGAUAUCAAUCAUAGGUAUUACGAUAAUAAGUUCAUUGCUAUUACUGUAA